This is a messenger RNA of Bipolaris oryzae ATCC 44560, 2241 nucleotides long. RefSeq lists its product as uncharacterized. The transcript has 2 exons. The record is from RefSeq and is a predicted model, not a curated record. NCBI's taxonomy places the organism in Eukaryota, Fungi, Ascomycota, Dothideomycetes, Pleosporales, Pleosporaceae. The coding region runs from base 1 to 2241 and encodes 746 amino acids.
AUGGCUCGUCGAAUCAUCUCGAAACUUACCCAAGUAUUCAACAAGAAAAAUGAUGAUCACGAUUUCUACACCCCACUGGCUGCUGAUCCGCCUACCAUUCGUCUCCUACGCUUGCUGCCUGGGCACCGGGAGGACGAUAUCAAUGCGCAGCUUCAGCCUUAUUCCAUAGCCAAAGCUCAAAACCGUUAUAUUACCAUUUCCUAUACGUGGGGGCAUGCAGAGGUUGUCCCAAACCGAUUAAUAAGAUGCAACGACAAACUCAUCUUCAUUUCUGAGAACCUUUUUACCGCCCUUCGCACGCUACGACAACCUGACCAUCCCAUACUGCUCUGGGCUGAUGCACUCUGCAUCAAUCAAGAUGAUACUUCGGAACGCACACAGCAAGUUGGUUUGAUGGGUGAAAUAUACCGUAAUAGCAAAGAAACCAUGAUUUGGCUGGGCGAGCCUGCUGCUAACGAGGAUGUCGGUACCGAUCUUUUGAGAAGAUAUCAUGUCCAGGGACCGACCAGUGCUUCGACAAGCUACAGGUCCAAAGAGAUUUCCCUAGAACCCGUAUGGACAGGCGAUUCAAAUGACAAUGAGCUGCGUAACGCAUAUUUGCUCGACUUCAAGCGCUCUAGUGCGUCUAAUGUGAAUGCACAGCUGAUGGGACGCCCCCGUGUUGACGAUGACAGCACUGGCUCCGAUGUCUUUGGAGCCUUUUGCUUGUUACAAGACUAUGCGGAAGGCACUUCAUAUCCUUUGCUUAAUGCUUUACACCACGAGAAGACUGUCGCAUUACAAAAGCAUGGAGUUACUAGCAGCUGGCAUGGCUUGGUACUCGCAAGAGCUCAUGUGCGUGGUUCAAGAUCUUCCAGAGUCUGGGCGGGUCUUGCAAGGCUGAUGAGUAGACCUUGGUGGCAACGUGUGUGGGUCAUUCAAGAGACUGUAUUGUCUCGCAAAGCUACCAUUCGAUACGGAGUGCUGUCAGCCCCCUGGUCAAUGUUUGCCAAAGCUGCUACCAAUCACAUUAAACAGCGUCACACAUUAUGUCUGGACUUGGCUGGCACCCUUCAGGGGCAAGACAUUCUAGAUCAGUUCAGUGAUUUUGUGCUUCGCAUAGAGGACACUAGACUUCAAUACCUCGCUCGCUCAAGUAGUGGAACGAUAUUGCAGCUGCUAUGGAGAUUCAGGCCACUGCAAGCGACUGAGAAGCGGGACAAGAUCUUUGCCCUCCUUGGCCUGACGACCAACUGGCAAGAUCUUCCACCAUUGUUACCUGACUAUACUUCUGAUACUGCUGCGACUUUUACGAGCACAACUGUGACUAACAUACAACGAGCUGGGUCAUUAUCAGUUCUCGCGGGUGAUCUUGAAGCUGUCCUCAACCGGAAGCGAUUGGACGGCAUCCCUUCUUGGGUCAUGGACUGGUCGCUCCCAUGUCUUCCAGUCGAGAUUGAAAGAGUGAACUCUCUAUGCAUCUACAAAGCGUCUGGAUCUCGAAUAGGAACCGUUCGAUUCCAUCAGAUAAACCAACUUCUCGAUGUUGAGGCAGUGUAUGUUGAUAGUGUGACGACAGUAGGGGAAGUCAGUCGACACACACAAAUCAGCGACACAUGUGCCGUCAUACGAUCUUGGAAUCUACUCACAAAAUCGCUCGAGCAAUCAAAUCACACAUACCCUAGUGGUGGGACCUACGAAAACGCUUUCUGGCGUACACUCAUCGGGGAUGUUGUACGUACCAGCACAGAUCCAGAUACUUACUGGAAGCAAGAAUCUUAUCGGCGUGCAAUACCAGAAGACUAUGAGGCUUUCAGGGCGUGGAGCAUGUGGUCUCGCUGCAUAUCCCGUGAUACAUUCAGUCGUUCUGCAGCAUUCAGCAAGCGCGAUCUUGACGAAGGCAUUUCAGCAAUUCACCACGCUCUCAAAAACGCAACGACUUCUCGGCGCUUCUUUCUCACUAGCUCUGGUUACAUGGGUCUCGGACCAAAGACAACUGCUGAGGGUGACAAGAUCUAUGUCUUUAAGGGUAGCAACAUUCCGUUCAUGGUCCGACAGGGUUUACCUGUAUCUAUUAACAACGAUGAUUGGGCAACUCUUGUUUCGGGAAGCGAGGAUGGGGGCGAAGAGCAUACUCGUCACCCCGCUGGUCAUGUGCUUGACGCUUUCCAGAUGGUUGGCGAUUGCUUCAUGUAUGGCGCGAUGGACGGCGAGUUUUUCGAACAACCUCACGCUGAAAUAUGUCAUCUCUACCUUCCUUGA